Messenger RNA from Psilocybe cubensis, 1194 nucleotides. RefSeq lists its product as uncharacterized. The record is from RefSeq and is a predicted model, not a curated record. The transcript is spliced from 2 exons. The coding region runs from base 1 to 1194 and encodes 397 amino acids. NCBI's taxonomy places the organism in Eukaryota, Fungi, Basidiomycota, Agaricomycetes, Agaricales, Agrocybaceae.
AUGUCCGACACUCCCCGGACCGCACAAGAACAACAAACGCCACAUACGUGUACUAGUAGCUCCAAAGAGCUCGAAGCGGGGCAACUCUACGCUGUACUGGCAAACGAAUUCGGGCUAGGAAGCUGGGCUUUCUUCGUGCCCAAUCCUGCAGUGUUGCCAAUAGGCACUUCAGGCACGGUAUUCUUUCUCCUAGACAGGUACUCGGCCAACAAAUGGAUGUUCAUGACUGAAAAAGUGACAAUGUUUUUAACCUCAUCGAUCCCUAUCGCCAUUCUGGGCCUCGCCAAUGUUGGAUUUCUCGGCGAAUACCAAGUUAUCGUUGAAACUUUGCAAUUGAUACUCAAGACGGUGUCUAUCCCUCGGAAAACUACGAUAGACUUUGAUUCCAGAACAUGGUUUUUGCAGGCUGUUCGUGUCCUAGACGACUGUGGUGUUGUACAAUGCGAAGACUCGGGCAUGUUAGAGAAAGAGAUGAAGACUUGCCAAAUGGACGCUCUGUUCAGGUUCAGAUCCCGGCACGGUUGGAAAGCUGGAGUUCUGACAUCUUUUAAUGCUAGUAAUCAGCAAGCUAUGGGUAUCACACCUGUAAAGACAGUCGUCCAAGCUACAUCAUUCCCAUCCUAUCCUAAAGACCUGGAUCCAGAACAGUUGUAUAUUGUACUUACCUACCGUGGUGAACUGGCAUUGUGGAACUGGUCGUUUUUUGUUCCCGAUCCAUCAGUGUCUCCGGUGGGCAGUGCUGGGACUACAUUUCGCGUCGUAGACCCUGAUCUAAAAGGAUCGUGGAAAUUCGAUAUUCAGAAGGAAGGCGUGAUAUCAUCCUCACCACUAGUCGUCACCAUUGUGCGCCUCGCUGAUAUCAGCAUAUUAGGCGAUUACAGGAAUGUUGUGGAGGACGUCCUGGUGUCAAUGUUCACGUCCGUUCAUAUACCCACAGAAGCUUCGACGGAGUUCAGUUCUCAGCGCUGGUGUAUGGAUGCCAUUCACGCAUUACAUGACUUCGGCGUUAUCGUCGUGGAUCGUGGACUGUUCGAUCAGUUAGGAAAAGAGAUAAAAAGACAUGGCUUUGAUGCUAUGGCAAAUUAUCUUGAAAAUAAAGGUCGUGAUAUUUUAAUCGUGAUCACAAAUGUCUGUAGAUCUGACGAGUUUUCAAAUGUAGGUUGGACUUAUUAUCAAGCAGAGAUGUGCUCAUAG